AUGAACCCUCGGGGCCUGCUGGCCGUCCUCACCUGCGCGAUCUGGUCAGCGGUGGCCACAGCACGCCCCAGCCCCGCAGAGCAGAGCAAUCACGGCAGUUUCAUCAACCGCAAUGACCCAGACCCGCUGUGGCAGAAGUACGGGCUGAACAAGUCAGACGAGUUUAAAUAUUUCCAUGAGCCCGGUCGUGAUGAUACCCUGGGCCACUAUGACUCGCGGUUCUUCCAGGGGGAGCCGGUUCCGGACGCGGAGCGAUCUAUCACAUUGACACAUAUGAUCCGAGCAUAUCUGAACUUCUUCGAGGAUAAUGGACUGGAAACAUGGAUUGCGCAUGGAACAUUGCUGGGAUGGUGGUGGAAUGGCAAGAUCAUGCCCUGGGACUGGGACAUCGACACUCAAGUCAUGGAUACCACAUUAUUCCAUCUCGCCGACCACUUCAACCAGACUGUUGUACAGUAUACCACUACCGACCCCGACGUCGAGCGCCGGUACCUCCUGGAUAUAAACCCGUGGGCGCGUCAACGUGAUCGCGGCAUGGGACUGAAUAUAAUCGAUGCGCGCUGGAUCGACAUCACCACGGGGCUAUACAUCGAUAUCACAGGGCUGAGUCGACUGACGGCCGAGAAGCCCACAGAAUGGGAGUGCAAAAAUGGGCACAAAUAUCAGACACACGAUAUAUACCCACUGCGGAGAUCGACGUUUGAGGGCGUGCCAGCCAAGGUGCCCUUUAGGUACGAUGGAGUGCUAACAGAGGAGUAUACAAAGAAAGCGUUGACCCAAACGCAAUUUCACAAUCAUACGUGGGAUCCGGAACUCGAAGAGUGGGUGCUGGAUGUGCCGGCCACAAUGGACGACCGGCAGUAUGAGUGA
This is a messenger RNA of Aspergillus piperis CBS 112811, 870 nucleotides long. RefSeq names its product putative mannosylphosphate transferase (Mnn4). The transcript has 3 exons. The record is from RefSeq and is a predicted model, not a curated record. Bases 1 to 870 code for a protein of 289 amino acids. NCBI's taxonomy places the organism in Eukaryota, Fungi, Ascomycota, Eurotiomycetes, Eurotiales, Aspergillaceae.